Molecule: messenger RNA, 1469 nt
Organism: Camelina sativa (false flax)
Lineage: Eukaryota; Viridiplantae; Streptophyta; Magnoliopsida; Brassicales; Brassicaceae
Product: protein THYLAKOID ASSEMBLY 8-like, chloroplastic
Molecular function (GO): protein binding
Source: RefSeq, a predicted model, not a curated record
GAGAGUCUUACGACCGAGAGAGAGAGAGAGAGAGAGAUGAUAGCAAUUCGCGCCUUCUCGCGAAAAUUCCCAGCUUUCGCAUCGAUCUUCUUACAAAACCUAACUAGAAACCCAUCAAUUAAUCGGAUUUCAUUCUCGAAUCUAAAACCCAAAACGCUACUUCACCCGAUUCCGCCGAAACCCUUUACGGUGUUUGUUUCUCGGUUCCAUGACGGGAGACCAAGAGGUCCUCUCUGGAGAGGGAAGAAACUGAUCGGGAAAGAAGCCCUUUUCGUGAUUCUGGGUCUCAAGAGAUUGAAAGAAGACGACGAGAAGCUUGAGAAGUUUAUAAAAACCCAUGUUUUCAGAUUGCUGAAAUUAGAUAUGUUAGCUGUUAUCGGCGAGCUUGAACGACAAGAAGAGACUGCGUUAGCCAUCAAGAUGUUUGAGGUGAUCCAGAAGCAGGAAUGGUACCAACCUGAUGUGUUUAUGUACAAGGACCUUAUAGUAUCCUUAGCAAAGAGUAAACGAAUGGAUGAGGCAAUGGCGUUGUGGGAGAAAAUGAAGAAAGAGAACCUCUUUCCAGAUUCUCAGACUUAUACUGAAGUUAUUAGAGGGUUUCUGAGAGAUGGAUGUCCCGCUGAUGCCAUGAAUGUGUAUGAGGACAUGUUGAAGUCCCCGGAUCCGCCGGAAGAGCUGCCGUUUAGGGUUUUGUUGAAAGGGCUUCUGCCGCAUCCGCUUCUUAGAAACAAAGUGAAGAAAGAUUUCGAAGAGUUGUUCCCUGAGAAACAUGCGUAUGAUCCACCAGAGGAGAUAUUUGGUAGAUGCUGAGGGGAAGUCUAUCUUGAUCCAAGAUCCAGAAUGUGUGAUCAUGAAGAAGCAUCAGUAGAUCUGAUCUGAGCAAUUGGCGAAACAAACUGUUACAUCCACAAGAAAAAAGACUUAGUUAGUUAGACGAACCCAGAUUAUGUAGCGACUUCUAGUCCUUGUUAUGAUGCUUCAUAAUAUUAGGCAAAGACCAAAAUUUUGUGAAUCAGCAUCUUUUAUGUAGCGACUUCUAGUCCUUGUUAUGAUGCUUCAUAAUAUUAGGCAAAGACCAAAAUUUUGUGAAUCAGCAUCUUUUAUGUAGCGACUUCUAGUCCUUGUUAUGAUGCUUCAUAAUAUUAGGCAAAGACCAAAAUUUUGUGAAUCAGCAUCUUUUAUGUAGCGACUUCUAGUCCUUGUUAUGAUGCUUCAUAAUAUUAGGCAAAGACCAAAAUUUUGUGAAUCAGCAUCUUUUAUGUAGCGACUUCUAGUCCUUGUUAUGAUGCUUCAUAAUAUUAGGCAAAGACCAAAAUUUUGUGAAUCAGCAUCUUUUAUGUAGCGACUUCUAUUCCUUGUUCUGAUGCUUCAUGAUAAUAGUCAAUGACCGAACUUGAAGGGACAAGAAGAACAUAUUUAGUUUGGGAUCAAAGAUAUUUGACCAUUCUUUAUUAAUGUGACAUUACUGG